Messenger RNA from Paramecium pentaurelia, 1796 nucleotides. The record is from the annotation of a GenBank genome assembly. Lineage: Eukaryota; Ciliophora; Oligohymenophorea; Peniculida; Parameciidae.
AUGAAAAAGAUAGCACCAAAUUUGUCAGAUUAUUAAUCUGCAGGAUAAGGAUAAUUGCUGAAAUAUAUUCAGACAUUAAGAGAAGUAGAAUAGAACAGCAUUAUUCAUAAGUUAGAGUAAUACGAUAUAAAAUAAUUGUAUCAUGUAAUAUAGUGUUUAGAACUUAGGUUUAUCAAUAAUUCAAAGCAAAGAUAGUAUAGAUGACACCAUAUGAGACAAUCAAAUGUUUAGAGUUUAAUGGAAAAGACGAAGAGAUUGGAUUUACAACAAUAGCAGAGGGCAAACGUAUACGGUAAUACUCACUAUUUAGUGGCAAUCGUAUUGAGUGCUCAGCAAAACAUAAGUUUGUUAGACAUCCAGUUGCCUUCACAUAAGUGUUUGUUUCAAUUGUAUUGCGAACGAAUUUGGAGUCUUUAGAAUGUAAUCAAACAACGUUGUGGAAAAUGUUUACCAAUAUUAAUAUUUAUAAUGACUACCAAUAUUAAUCAUGAUAUGAUUACUAGCUUUUUUUAAGAUAAAAAUCAUUUUGGUUUGUAAGAAGAUCAGAUUUUUUUUAUAUAAUAAGAUAAAUUACCAUUAUUAAGUAUGGAUGGACAAAUUCUUUUUAAUAAUGAAUUUUAGAUUUCUGAUGAAUCAAUAGGAAAUGGAUAUAUUUAUUUAAAUCAAUCUGUUUUAGAUACAAUGAAAUUUUUAGGAAUAACAAUUCUUCAUUUAUGUUCUAUUGAAAAUGUCCUAUGUAAAUUUGGAGAUCCUAUUUGGAUUGGUGCAUUCAUUAGAAAUCAAUUAUAUUUUAGUGCAAAAUGUGUACAGAAACGUAGUGUUGAUGAAAAUCUUGGAAUCAUAGUCAAUUAAUUUAAUUAAGGUUUAUAAUAUAAAGGUAUAAUUAUAUAGAAUUAUAUAUCUUUAGAAUAUGAUGAAAUUUCAUAUAAUGAUUUAGUCAAAAAAGAUAAAAAUGGAAAUUUGGUUAAUCCUGAUGGAGUCAUUGGUUAAGUCUUAUGUUCAUUGGAUUAUGCUAUAGAACUUUGUUGCAAUUAUAAAAAACAUAUUUUGUCUAAGUAGAGAUUUACAAUCAAACUAGUUUCCAUAUUCGAUAAAAGAAAUGUACAUAUUUUGAUUACAUAACUUCCAGAUUAAUCAAACCUAUGUAAUAACCAAAUGCUCUAAAAUUCGAAUUGACAUAUUAUGAAGCUAUUCCUUAUUGUCCAAUACAAUCUUUUGGAUUAUUCAGAGUCAAAAGAGAAGAUGAAUAUGCUCCAAUUCUCAAUUCUUCAAAUGAAAGUAAAGACACCAUUCAUACAGCAAGACAAGCCUAUAUGUAUAGAGAUUAAAAAUGGAUGUCAUAAUUAGGUUUUGAAGUUAAUUCAGAAUUUGAGAUUUCACCUAAAUUAACUUAUUUUGGAGAAGGAUUGGAAGAAGCUACAAAAAAAUAGAUAAAAAAUAAAUAAUAAAUUCCACUUAUUCUACAUAGUGAAAAAUAAAUUAGAACUGUUAGAGUUAAUAGUGUUCAUAAUUAAUAACCAUAAAGUUCACCUAACAAAUAUUCUUCUUAAACUGUUAAUACAUAAAGUUUCUUAUAAUAAAAAAUGAGUAUUCAUUAAAGUUUGAAUCAUCUAAAAUAACCUAUUACUAAUUCAUUAGUUACUCCAACUAAUAAUUAAAGUUUCCAAUUAUCUGGUAGAAAAAGUAUAGAUUAAAAACCAAAUAGAUAGACUGAUUAUUAUCAUAGACCUAAUCUAAAUUAAUUAAACAAACCUAUUUAUUAUGUACCUAAUACAUAUUAUUUACCAAAAAAAUGA